This is a messenger RNA of Trichoderma virens Gv29-8, 315 nucleotides long. RefSeq lists its product as uncharacterized. The coding region runs from base 1 to 315 and encodes 104 amino acids. The transcript has a single exon. The record is from RefSeq and is a predicted model, not a curated record. Lineage: Eukaryota; Fungi; Ascomycota; Sordariomycetes; Hypocreales; Hypocreaceae.
AUGGCAACGACGGCAGAGACAACGGCGACAGUUCCGCGACUGGAGAUUGCGGACCUGGGACUGAAUGAAGACGACAUCAACUUUUCAGACGGCGUCGCUUGCGUCACUACAUAUUGGGCCUAUGCUAUGACGAUGACGGUCGCAGACCGCCAUAGCUUCUGUCAGAAAGUGCGCGACAAGAAGGCCUGGGCGCAUUCAAACACUUCCCGAGGGCAACCUUCGGGCCAUCGUAUUUACCGAAGCGCGCUGGGGAAGUCGGUCGUGGGAUAUCUCUUUUUGAUGGCGUUAUUGGCUUCAGUAACGAGAAGGGAAUGA